Mangifera indica (mango) is the source of this 2533-nucleotide messenger RNA. RefSeq names its product beta-galactosidase 6-like. The transcript is spliced from 18 exons. Lineage: Eukaryota; Viridiplantae; Streptophyta; Magnoliopsida; Sapindales; Anacardiaceae. The record is from RefSeq and is a predicted model, not a curated record. Gene Ontology annotation, biological process: carbohydrate metabolic process. Gene Ontology annotation, cellular component: cell wall; vacuole. Bases 270 to 2396 code for a protein of 708 amino acids. Gene Ontology annotation, molecular function: beta-galactosidase activity.
UUACUUGCAAAAUAAUUAUUUUGAUUGAUGAGACAGUUUACAAUGUAGAGCUACUUUUCUGUUUUCUUUUAAUCUAAAAUAUUCAACCUUUUGGAGCCCAUCACCUAACGAAUGUGGUGCUGCUUCAAGCUAAGCUUUUCUUUGUGCUGAUAGCACCUGUUAUAUCAUAUGGUACCCAAAUAUCCCACCAAACUCUUGCAACCUUUUCCAAGCGUGCAUAUAUAAUUAUACGUUUUUAUGGGAGAGAGAUUGAGUUAAUUGUUUAAGACAUGGGGUGGCGGUUGUGGUGGUGGUGGUGCUGGGCGGCACUUAUGGUGGUGGUGGAGGAGAAAGUUGGUGGAGAAGAAGUGACAUAUGAUGGAAGAUCUCUCAUUAUUGAUGGCCAAAGAAAAAUUCUCUUCUCGGGUUCUAUUCAUUAUCCCCGUAGUACUCCUCAGAUGUGGCCAGCUUUGAUAGGCAAAGCCAAAGAGGGAGGAUUGGAUGUAAUUCAAACUUACGUGUUUUGGAACCUUCACGAGCCUCAACCUGGUGAGUAUGAUUUCAAUGGAAGAUAUGACUUGGUCAAAUUCAUCAAGGAAGUUCAAGCACAAGGCCUUUAUGCUUGCCUCAGAAUUGGACCCUACAUUGAGAGUGAAUGGGCUUACGGGGGGUUUCCAUUCUGGUUGCAUGAUGUGCCUGGCAUUGUUUAUCGAUCAGAUAAUGAACCAUUCAAGUUUUACAUGCAAAACUUUACCACCAAAAUAAUGAACUUGAUGAAAGCAGAAGGCUUAUAUGCUUCACAAGGAGGCCCUAUUAUACUCUCACAGAUUGAGAAUGAAUAUCAAAACAUUGAAGCAGCUUUUGGUGAAAAAGGACCUUCAUAUGUUCGAUGGGCAGCAAAGAUGGCAGUUGAGCUUGAAACUGGAGUGCCAUGGGUGAUGUGCAAGCAAGCUGAUGCUCCUGAUCCAGUGAUAAAUACCUGCAAUGGGAUGAGAUGUGGAGAAACAUUUGCAGGGCCCAACUCAGUGAAGAAGCCAUCAAUGUGGACAGAGAAUUGGACAUCUUUCUAUCAAGUGUAUGGAGGAAAACCAUAUAUAAGAUCUGCUGAAGACAUAGCAUUUCAUGUCACACUUUUUAUUGCAAAAAAUGGAAGUUACAUAAACUAUUACAUGUACCAUGGGGGAACCAAUUUCGGGAGAACAGCGUCAGCAUAUGUCAUAACAAGUUACUAUGAUCAAGCUCCCUUAGAUGAAUAUGGCUUAAUGAGGCAACCCAAAUGGGGACAUCUUAAGGAGUUGCAUGCUGCAAUUAAGUUAUGCUCUACACCUUUACUGGAGGGAGUGCAAACCAAUUUCUCACUAGGCCCACUUCAAGAGGCCUAUGUUUAUCAACAAGAAACUGGGGGAUGUGUUGCAUUUCUUGUCAACAACAAUGGAGGAAAUAAUGCCACUAUACAAUUUCAAAAUGUAUCAUUUCAGUUGCUUCCAAAAUCCAUAAGUAUUUUAUCCGAUUGUGAAAAUGUAAUCUUCAACACUGCUAAGGUAAAUACAGAAUACAAUGAGAGAACCACAACAAGAAGUCAAACAUUUGAUGAUGAAAACAAAUGGGAAGAAUUCAAAGACAGCAUUCCAAACUUUUUAGAUGCUCCACUCAAAUCAGACGAACUAUUAGAGCAGAUGAACACAACCAAAGAUAAAUCUGAUUAUCUCUGGUAUGCAUUCAGCUUUCAACCCAAUUCAUCUUGCACUGAACCGGUACUUCAUGUUGAGUCCCUUGGACAUGUUGCACAUGCUUUUGUCAACAGCAUAUAUGCAGGGGCUGCACACGGAAGUCAUGAUGUUAAGGGAUUUACCUUGGAAAUUCCAAUUGUGUUGAUUGAUGGGAUGAACAAUAUAUCCAUACUCAGUGUGAUGGUUGGGUUGCCGGAUUCAGGAGCUUUUCUUGAGAAAAGGUUUGCUGGCUUAAGACAAGUGGAAAUACAAUGCACUGAAAAGGAGUUUUAUAAUUUCACUAAUCAUUCCUGGGGAUAUCAGGUUGGACUAUUGGGGGAGAAAUUACAGAUAUACAACAAUGAAAAUGUAGGAAAUGCUGGGUGGAGUAAAAUUGAUCUCUCCAGCAAACAACCACUGACUUGGUACAAGAGUGUAUUUGAUGCACCUAUGGGAAGCGAUCCAAUUGCUUUAGACCUGAGCACAAUGGGUAAAGGUGAAGCUUGGGUGAAUGGACAAAGCAUUGGCCGUUACUGGGUUUCAUUCCGUACUUCUGAAGGAAAUUCUUCACAGACUUUGUAUCAUGUGCCGAGAUCCUUCCUUCAAACCACCGGAAAUAGUCUAAUUUUACUCGAAGAAUUCCAAGGGGAUCCACUCCAAAUAUCCCUAGAUACAAUUUCAGUUACCAACUUACAUCAACCUAUUUAAUAUCCAAUUCCUCAAUAAUAUUUGUGUAAAUUGGUGUUGUAUCUGCUCAAUAAUUUAUUUCAAACCUGGAAACCUAUUGAAUGUUCUCAACGGACUAAUGUCAAAAGAAAUGUAACAAAACCUAAUUUUAAUCCUCA